CCAUCUCUCUGCAGGACGUAUUUCCUGUACACGGUCAUAAACUGACUCUGACAUGGGGGUGAAAACUUUCACCCACAGCUCCACCUCCCACAGCCACGAGAUGCUUGAGAAGCUCAAUGCUCUACGCAACCAAGGUCACUUAUGUGAUGUCACCAUUCGGGUCCAAGAUAAGCUCUUCCUGGCCCACAAAGUGGUCCUGGUCUGCUGCAGUGAAUUCUUCCGCUCAAAACUGGUGGGCCGGCCCGAGGAGGAGGAUAAGUUUGUUUUGGAUCUUCAUCACGUGACCGUCAGUGGCUUCGCUCCUCUGUUGGAAUAUGCAUACACGUCUACGCUCUCUAUUAGCACAGAGAAUAUCAUCGACGUCUUGGCAGCUGCGAGUUACAUGCAGAUGUUCGCUGUUGCAAGCACAUGUUCGGAGUUCAUGAAGUCUAGCAUUCUGUGGACGGCGAGUAACAACAGCAACAAUAACAACAUUAUGGCAGAUAAACCGCACGAAUCGGCACCGGAGAGCGCCUCAUCGAACUGUGCGCUCACACCACUGGACGGCAGCGUGUCGCCUGUUUCGUCCGACUGCAGCGUGAUGGAGAGAAACGUUCCUAUAUGCCGCGAAUCGCGACGGAAACGUAAAAGCUUUGUGACAGUGGCAUCGCCUGAGAGUCCGCUCAAAUGCACUACGCAGAUGGUCAACACCUCCCCUCAGAUCCCCAACCCUUCCCUGUCAUUCUCAGACAGCACUGCGCAGCCUGUGGAGUCCUCUCUGGCCUUCCCAUGGACUUUCCCCUUCGGUAUCGACCGCAGGUUCCACUCGGACAAAUCAAAGCUCUCCGAGAGCCCUCGUUGUUUGGAUCAGGGCACCGCGGAGACGUCAGGGGUGGUGGUUGGCCGGCGGCUCAGUGACUUCCUCGCAUGUGAAAGCUCCAAGGUGGUGUCGUCACCAAUGCCGGCAGAGGAUGUAGAUGUGAGGGUGAAAGUGGAGCGGCUCAGUGAUGAAGAGGUCCAAGAAGCGUCUUCGCAGCCGGUCAGCGCCUCCCAGAGCUCGCUGAGUGACCAGCAGACGGUGCCAGGGAGUGAACAGGUCCAGGAGGAGCUCCUCAUCAGUCCACAGUCUUCUUCUAUAG
Notothenia coriiceps (black rockcod) is the source of this 1118-nucleotide messenger RNA. It is a transcript of the gene zbtb44, whose product is annotated as zinc finger and BTB domain containing 44. The transcript has a single exon. Gene Ontology annotation, molecular function: RNA polymerase II cis-regulatory region sequence-specific DNA binding; DNA-binding transcription factor activity, RNA polymerase II-specific; protein binding. The annotation marks the transcript as partial. Lineage: Eukaryota; Metazoa; Chordata; Actinopteri; Perciformes; Nototheniidae. Gene Ontology annotation, biological process: regulation of transcription by RNA polymerase II. The record is from RefSeq and is a predicted model, not a curated record.